Triticum turgidum subsp. durum (durum wheat) is the source of this 3348-nucleotide messenger RNA. The record is from the annotation of a GenBank genome assembly. Lineage: Eukaryota; Viridiplantae; Streptophyta; Magnoliopsida; Poales; Poaceae.
AUGGACCCCUCGCCCGAUCCGCUCGCCGCCUCCGCCCCAUUCCCCACCAUCCCCGCCGCCACCCACAGGCCGCGGGUCGCCCGCCCGCGGCGCCAGGCCGCCCCCUUUCGUUCCGACCACCCCGGAGCCUCCUGCUCCCCCAGCCGGCGCCUCGGCGGUGAUCUCUCGAGCUUUGCUGCGGGCGCUGGCUCGCGACCGAGCACCGCAGGUGGAUCACGCCCCUCGGUCUUCGUCUUCGGCGCGGACGCCUCGACGUCUAACCGCGCCGUGGCGGAGGAUCCAGCGUCGGCGGGCUCAUGGGGUUCUUCCCGUGGCGCUAAUUUUGUUUUUGGGAGUGGCGUCUCGGCGAGAUCGGAGAUGAAGAGAAGCUCCUCGGUUGAAUCCAGUGCUGCAUCGUUGUGCAGCCUCUCUGCAGCAGCCGAUGAGCUUGUACAAGAUGAUUCUUCCGGCAAGCAAAGAGACUGUGCUCAUGUUUCUAGACUAAAUGAUUCCGUGCUGGAGAUAAAUUCUCGCGGUAGUUUUGGUUCCUCUCAAAGCAAUUUGAAGUCACAUGAGGUUUUUCGUCCGAGCAUUCUUCCUGGUGUUGCUAAGCAGCGCGAUGAAGGGCGUGGCAUGCUCUCUCAGACAGUAGGGUGCAAGAGUACCGAAACAAAUUCAUCAUUAGUUGGUCAAGCGGUCACUGCAACAAAAUGUACUGACAGGAAUGAUUCCAUGGAAGUCCCCAAGGACUGUGGUAACUCAUCCGUAGGAGAUUCUGUAGAUAAAGUUUACUUCACAAAGGAUGGAAGCAAACUUUCUGCAACUGGUGGUAAUGUCAAACAUGAUUUGUUUGUCUUCGGGGAGCGUGCUAGUGCUCAACAUAGUCUGUUCACUGCAAAUACAGAGCAAAGUAAUGUCAAGAAGUUGGAUUCAUCUGAUAAAGAGGAGGUAACAUGCAGUUCUGAACAACUUGGUCUUUCAGCUACUGAGGAUGGCAGAUGUCUCAAGUCACAGCUUGCACCUGGUUCACGUAAUUGGGGUGCUCCACAUUCCAGACAUUGUCAAGUCCAUGAAACAGAAAAAGCCUCGAAUACUGCACCUUUUAGCAUUGGAGCUCAAGAUGACAUUGUGAAGGUUUCUUUCACAAAGUUGCCUGAUGGUAUGCAAACACAAGUAGGUGCAGCAUCUGGACUUGGUGAAUGUCGAUCUUUCGAUGAGAGAUCAUUUACUCUUCUACAAGACCACAAUUCAGCUGGAGACAAGGGAGUGCUUAAGGCUAUGAGCAUGAAUAGAAGGGCAGUUAAACCAAAGAAGUUUUCCUCAACCCGUCAGGUUUCUUCAUUGCGGAAUGUCCUUGCAGCUGACAGUUUUUCUGGAAAAGUGACUCCGGAAACAAACUUUAGUAUGGAACAAUCUGGAAAAGUUGGCCUCAGGUUAGAGGGUUCUGGUAACAGUGGCCCAGAGGUAGCUGAUGCUACGCAAACAGCAGAAAGUAGCCAUGAUGGAACUGGGCUUACUUUUGCAGCUAACUUGGAAAGUUGUGGUAACUCUGACUUAAUAUUUGCUUCAUCUACUUUCGAUCGAAGUAAGUUGGGCUCACAAAGACAACAGAAUAGAAGUUCUGAAGGAAUGACGACUCAUACUAACUUUGUUCAAAGCCUUCCUACAUCUGCCAUUAGUCUUGCACACACAAAAGUUUCAGCAAGCCAGCCAGACGCAGUUUUGGUGCCUCAAUGGACUGAAUACAGCAAAGCAGAACCUUCAGUAGUAACAUGUACAAAAACAGGAAACUUUAGAUAUCAGGAGGAUUGUGAAACUUGGCGUAUAAGGGGAAACCAAGCUUAUGCUGCAGGACAGUUAGCUAAGGCGGAGGAAUGCUAUACCCAUGGGAUUAAUUCUGUUUCUCAAAAUCAAGCUUCUCAGAAAGCAUUAAUGCUGUGCUACAGCAAUCGUGCAGCUACCCGGAUAUCUCUCGGUAGGAUGAGAGAUGCCCUCUCUGAUUGUCGGAAAGCUACUGAAAUUGAUUCCAGCUUUCUCAAGGCACAAGUCAGAGCUGCCAAUUGUCUGCUUGCUCUGGGGGAUGUCGAAGAAGCACAAAAGGGUUUUGAAAUCUGUUUGAAGUCUAAUCAUGCGGCAAGCUUGGAUCGUAAAGUCAUAGAAGAGGCUUCUGAUGGUCUACAAAAAGCUCAGAAAGUAUCUACUUUCAUGCUUCAAUCUAAGGAAUAUCUUGUUAAAAAGGAAUUUGACAAGAUACCAAGCGCCUUACAAAUGAUCACAGAUGCUUUGUCCGUAAGCAUUCAUUCAGAUAACUUGAUGAAAAUGAAAGCAGAAGCCCUGUUACUGCUGCGGCGAUAUGAAGAAUUAAUUCAGUUUUGUGAAGAAACUCUGCAACUGGCAGAAAGAAAUAGUGUGCCUCUGUGUCUUGAUGAGCAUCUAGAAAACAUUAACUUGGACAGCUACGGGUUUUCUGUGAAAUCUUGGUGCUAUUAUCUUAUCGCCAAGUCAUAUUUCUUCAUAGGAAAGCUUGAAGAGGCUCAUCAGUUCUUGAAAAAGUGCGGGAAGCAGUCUCAACAAUCAGUUUCAUUACUUUCAAAGACAAUCUCUGAACUACUGCGUCUUAAAGUUGCUGGGAAUGAAGCUUUUCAAGCUGGUAAAUAUUCAGAGGCUGUGGAACAUUAUAGUGCUGCUUUGUUGAGCAACGCGGAGUCAUUACAUUUUUCAGCAAUCUGUUUUGGCAACCGUGCGGCUGCAUACCAAGCAAUGGGCCAAAUUUUAGAUGCCAUAGCAGAUUGUUCGCUAGCUAUAGCCCUUGACACUAGCUAUUGUAAGGUUAUUUCUAGAAGGGCUAGUUUGUAUGAACUUAUAAGGGACUACUAUCAGGCAGAAAAUGAUCUUCGGAGACUAAUUUCUCUUCUUGAGGAACAACUACAAGACAAUAUGUCCAUGCCAUCAGAAAAAUUAGAUAAUGUUCGUAACAAUCUACACCGAGCCAAUCUUAGGCUUUCUGCUUUGGAGCGUGAUGCCAGAAAAAGGACAUCACUGAAUAUGUAUCUGAUAUUAGGAAUUGAGCCAUCCUGCUCUGCUGUGGAUAUAAAAAGAGCAUACCGCAAAGCAGCAUUAAGGCAUCAUCCAGACAAAGCAGGUAAUUUUCUCGUGAGAAGUGAAAAUAUCGAUGAUACAGUAUGGAGCGAAAUUGUGAAUGCGAUCCGCAGAGACGCUGAUUAUUUGUUCAAAAUAAUUGGGAAAGCAUAUGCUAUACUUUCGGACCCUACCAUGGAGCAAAUGAUGGAACCGGGCACGUGGAUUAAUGGUACAAGCAGUGCACAUGAACAUGAGGGCUGCCCUCGGGGCAAUCAAAGUGAUGUAUAG